AUGUGUGCAACAAAGACCAGUAAAGCAUGCUGGGGUUCCCGUGGCCUCUCUUGUAUUCAUCAUGACAUCAGAUGCAACAGCAACCAGCAGAUCGCCAUCUAUGAUGCGUACUACACUGGCAAUACAGAGUGCGGUGCUGCUCUCACUAGUUGCACAGUGAACCUGGACAAUGUGACAGAACGUGGACAUCACAGGUUCAACAACACCGAGCUGGUCUCCCUCUACAACCACUGCUCAACAGAGACUCAGUGUGUGUAUCGUGCCACACGGCGUAGUGCAGGUCUUACAUUCUCUGUUGUCAGAUAUCUGUGUACUGAAAAAGGUGAUUUAUUGAACAUCAGUGGAGGUGUUGCAGAGGGAUUGUCGCAAGUCUCACUCACCCACGGAGACCAAAGGAUACCUAAUUCUACACCACAAACUGACAAUUAUACCUGCAGCUUCAAGUCUAAUGUCGCUGCUACAAGCAUAUCAGUGUAUGCUCUUGACGCGCGGUCAGGACGAGGAACUCCAGGGCAAUGCUUCUCAAAAUUAUCUGUCCUACCUGGGGAUGUCAUCACAACGAAUAAUUGUUCAUCUGUCUUCCAACCGUUUGAGAGACUCAACGUAAGAGCGGAACUCCCGACAUUUCUAUACUUCAUUGAUAUUCCCAGAUCAUCAUUAACCUUAAUUUGGCUUCUGAUUAAUGCAUCCGACCCUUUUGAUGUGAAGUGUGAACAAGCAGCAAGCGCAGGGGGAUUCACCACCGAGUCCACUAAUAGUACAUCUCCUAUAUCCACCUCCCGACAAUUCCCAGGGGAAUUCAACACUGCGCCAGAUAAGGACAGAUAUCCGAUAUCCAUCUCUUCACAAUUCCCAGCUGGUGUGUUUGUGGGAGGCGUGGCUGUCGGAGUGGUUAUCGUCAUCCUGGUCUGUCUUGCAGUGUACGUCCUCGUUGUCAGACGCCGGUAUGAUCUUACCCCGAAGAAACAAGGAGACACCCCAGCUUCUAUUGAACACCCCAGCUACUCCGGUAUGUCAGCUGGGGGUGAUGUCAACAACUAUGACAUUAUUGAACAGACUUCCGGGUUUCAAGGGGAUACUGCACAUGAUGUGGCGGCUACUCCAGAUUACCAGAACCUUUGAUUUAAAACUUUUGUACCUAUUUUAUCAGAGGUAAAUGUAACACAGACAUGAUUAAAUUAUAUGAUAACCAUGUUAUAUCAUAAUUAUCCGUGUUAUUUUGAAAGUAGUAUCUGUCCCAGGCGUGAUACCGAGAGAAACGUAGUUCUGUGUGUCCUUUCUAUUUCACACAUACGCACACACACAAAAAAACCUGCAGGAGGUAUUUUUUUCUUCUAAAUUGUACCUUUAACGCAUUGACGCGCCUUUCACUACUAAGCCCACCUUUUUUGCAACUACUUGCUUAAAACAUCCCUGCGGUCACAAUCUAUACGUGUACUGUAUAUAAAUUAUGGUGUAGGCUUUUCGCAGUUCCUACAAUUCGUCUUUUUUCCAUUUAUUUUUCUGAACAGUUUGUAUCCUAUUAAUGCUUGAAAUAAAUACCGACAUUACGCUUCAGCAUUACACUUUUGUCAAGGACGAUGACAUUGUUUUUAAUUUCAGAGCGAGGAGGAAGACUGCUGUGUUAUAUGAUCUAUACAUUUUCUGACACUGUAUUUGCUACCCUCACUAUGUAAUGCUUGUAACCAAAUCACUCGACUUUGCAUGACAAAUGUGGAAUCAUGCUGUUCAAGUCAGAGGAGGUAGAGGCGUUUAGAGCUGAGCUUUUGAUAUUAAUAUCCCAAAAGAAAUCAGCAAAAUUUACUGAACAUCCACUUCGGCUGUCGGCGAUUAUCUGUAACAUAACAUCCGCGUAAUGUUCGUCAUACACAUGUUUGCAAAUCACACGUCUCUCACAUACGUUAUCAGUGAAGCAGGAAGGGGAAUUGUAAUUGUGAUUCACAGUUACAGCCAUGUACACGUGACAAUAACACUGACACAGUUAUCGUAGUUCCAACAGACGAGGAAAAUAGAAACAUUGGCUUGUCAGAUAUGUUUGUAGUUGUACAAUGUACACAGUGUAAAACGAAAUCCGAUAUCUCAACAGGGAAAAUGGUAAUGCGGUAGUUCAACUGAAUUGGACAAGCAACCAAGGAAUGAAUAUGAUUAUAACAUUAGUUUGUUAUAUAUGUUGUGGUAGGAUAUUUAAUAAUAGUUCAUCAUCAUCUUUUGUCAUGUUUUCUGGUGCAUUUUUGGUUAGUUGAUUUCAACCAAUUUUAUGAUGUAGCAUGGGUUGCAUGGGGAUCUUCACGGGUUAUUUGAUAUCAGUUACAGGAUGAAUUCAUUGGUCUCGCUGUUAAAUUGCAAUUCACACACAUAGAAUAUUAGUAUCCUUUUUGAUGUCAGUUACUAAAAUGCUGUGUGUUUGAUAAGAUAAUACCACUUUAAUUGCUUAACAUCGAUAUCAGUGGAUUCACGGGUACAAGAGUAAAAUUGAUGCCAGCGUGGGACUGGGACGUAACUGUACAAUGAACAGUUAACCAUAGGAAGUAGUUCUGUAAGCUAAUUUGUAUAUAGUUAAAUCCUGCACGAGCUUUUUGUCAUGCCUUAUCAUAUAAUAAAUUACUAUUUCUUUAUCUA
Molecule: messenger RNA, 2619 nt
Organism: Haliotis rufescens (red abalone)
Lineage: Eukaryota; Metazoa; Mollusca; Gastropoda; Lepetellida; Haliotidae
Exons: 8
Coding region: 1-1122 (373 amino acids)
Source: RefSeq, a predicted model, not a curated record